AUGGGAAAUCAGCCAUCCAAAGAGGGCGGCCACGCGACUGGCAAAGGCACCGGCGGUGACGGCACUGCCGAAAACCUCAAGUCGUACCCUUCCUUUGGCAGGUCCGACACGAAGGACUCGUCGCGCUCGUUCAAGGCUCUUCGAUCCAAGAUUCCCGGCUCCAGCAAGACCGACAGCCCGAGGAACUCCGUCAUCACAUCCCCUACCGACGAAAAAUCCGACGCCGCGUCAGUCAAGUCGGGGAAAAGCGCAAAGUCCGGUGUCUCCCGAGGCCGCAAUGACUCCGCCACAUCGCCGACGUCGCCCUCGGGUGAUGUUGAAUCCCCGCUCGAUGACUCUCAGCCGCCGCCGUCCCCGACGCAGUCCAGCACCAUCAAGAGCGGAAUUCACGACGUGAGUGCCGCGCAGGCCUCGGGCGAGGUUGACCACGUCUCUGACCAGCCCCCAUGUGCGGGGGGUAGCUUGAACACCCAUAUGCAGCAGCCGGGCAAGUCCAUCCUCGCUACAAAGGGCGGUGACGGCGCCGCCACACCUGUCGCGAAGACGAUGUCGACAAACUCGGGCGAUAGACAAGAGGGGGGCGUGGCUAUGAGUGAAAUCAAGGAUAUCGACCUCGACGACUUCAUCAAGCGGCUCCUCGAUGCAGGCUAUGCGGGCAAGGUCACCAAGAGCGUGUGCCUGAAGAAUGCCGAGAUCGUAGCCAUCUGCCAACGAGCUCGCGAAGUGUUUCUUUCGCAGCCCGCCCUCCUGGAACUCGAUGCCCCUGUCAAGAUUGUCGGUGAUGUUCAUGGUCAAUACACGGAUAUCCUCCGCAUGUUCGAGAUGUGCGGCUUUCCGCCUUCGUCCAACUACCUCUGCCUGGGUGAUUACGUCGACCGCGGCAAGCAGUCACUCGAGACCAUCCUUCUGUUGCUUUGCUACAAGCUCAAGUUCCCCGAGAACUUCUUCCUGUUGAGAGGAAACCACGAGUGUGCUAAUGUCACCAGAGUCUACGGGUUCUACGACGAGUGCAAGCGCCGUUGCAACGUCAAGAUCUGGAAGACGUUCAUCGACUGCUUCAACACACUGCCCAUUGCUGCCAUCGUUGCCGGCAAGAUCUUUUGCGUCCACGGUGGUCUGUCGCCCGCUUUAAGCCACAUGGACGACAUCCGCAACAUUGCCCGUCCCACCGACGUACCCGACUACGGCCUGCUCAACGAUCUGUUGUGGUCUGACCCGGCCGAUAUGGAACAAGAUUGGGAGGCCAAUGAAAGAGGCGUAAGCUAUUGCUUUGGCAAGAGAGUGAUACUGGAUUUUCUUGCGACGCACGAUUUCGAUCUAAUUUGCCGAGCACACAUGGUGGUUGAAGACGGGUACGAAUUCUUCAAUGAUAGAGUCCUUGUCACAGUUUUCAGUGCCCCCAACUACUGCGGUGAGUUUGACAACUGGGGUGCUGUCAUGUCUGUGUCGAACGAGUUACUCUGCAGCUUUGAGCUGCUUAAGCCGCUAGACUCGAGUGCGUUGAAGAGCCACAUCAAGAAGGGCAGAAACAAGAGGCAGAGCAUGCUCAACAGUCCGCCUGCGCACGUCGAGCCACGAAGCGUUUGA
Molecule: messenger RNA, 1587 nt
Organism: Colletotrichum higginsianum IMI 349063
Lineage: Eukaryota; Fungi; Ascomycota; Sordariomycetes; Glomerellales; Glomerellaceae
Product: Serine/threonine-protein phosphatase
Exons: 3
Coding region: 1-1587 (528 amino acids)
Cellular component (GO): nucleus; cytoplasm
Molecular function (GO): protein serine/threonine phosphatase activity
Source: RefSeq, a predicted model, not a curated record